Messenger RNA from Musa acuminata AAA Group (dessert banana), 1160 nucleotides. Its product is annotated as transcription factor MYB3-like. Bases 178 to 885 code for a protein of 235 amino acids. The record is from RefSeq and is a predicted model, not a curated record. The transcript has 3 exons. NCBI's taxonomy places the organism in Eukaryota, Viridiplantae, Streptophyta, Magnoliopsida, Zingiberales, Musaceae.
CUGUAAUUGCCACUUCAAUUCGAUCUCCAGCCCCCAUUCUGCACUCUAUAGCCUGACCGCUCACCGACUUGCACUGCUUCCCGUAAUAUAGCGGUACCGCUACAGUAAUCAUCUGUAUACUUAAGCAUCGGCUGGAGCUCGGUUUCCAUCACUCUUUGAGUAAGGCCAAAGAGGAAGAUGGUGAAGAAGACGCAACGAGGGAACAAGGGUGUGGUCGUCGUGGCGAAUAGAGGCGCUUGGAUUGCUGAGGAGGACCAGAAGCUGGUGGAGUACGUCAGAAUCCAUGGCGACAAGAACUGGAGAACUCUCCCCGCCAAAGCUGGGCUGAAUAGAUGCGGUAAAAGCUGCAGGUUGAGAUGGCUGAACUAUCUGAGGCCCGGUAUCAAAAGAGGCAAUAUAUCGGAAGAGGAAGAAGACCUUAUCAUCCGACUUCACAACCUACUUGGGAACAGAUGGUCUCUCAUAGCGGGAAGAUUGCCGGGCCGAACAGACAACGAGAUCAAGAAUUACUGGAACGCACACUUGGGCAAGAGGCCGUUGACCAUCGAGGACCUCAACCUCAAGUUGAACAAGCGGCUCGAGGGCACCGGUGGCCUCACGCGCCCUCUCCCGACCCGCAUCCUGGCGUCGAGGCGUGACCUCGUCGCCACGGCCAUGGACCCGGGCGGUGGUGGUGGUGGUGGCGCUGCCGCCGAGCAGCUGCACUCGGAGUUCGACUUGGAGCGGCUGCUCAGCUUGAUCACAAACCUGGAUGGAGGUAGCAGCACGGGGAAUGACGUCGGAACAGAAGCCGAUGGCAGCGGAAGCAAGCUGGAAUCUGAGUUUGAUGAUCUGGACAAGUUCAUGAACUACGAGGAUGAUAUCGGGUCCUACCUUCUCAACUGAUGGCUACUUCUCGAAGGUGGCAUUUGUUUUACUGGACAUUUGUGUCGAGACGAUUGAUUCGAUCAAUUAUGAUGGGUCCCCACAUCUACAUAUAAAUAUGUAUAUUAUCUAUGUUAAGGUAGAUAUGGACGGGGCCUGGAAAGCUUUGUAGGUGACGCAUGGAGAGAUCCCGCGGCCCGGCCACCUCUCUAGUUCCAAAGAUCAAGAAAAACUGAGGUCGAAACACAAUGAUUCGAUUGGGUGAAUGUUGUUGAGGAUUUCCCUCAAUUUUCUCA